CGUGUUUAAAGCACGCACACUAUCCCCUGUAUGAAGAGUCGCAGACAGGCGGAUGACUACUAGUCAAGAACUGCAAGAAGCAUGCCUACACGAAGACACGUGUAUACAUGUAUUCGAUGGAUGCACAUCUUACCUAUAUCAGCACCGCCAUGAACUGCAACAGCUCAACGAUGUCAUCGAUGAAAUAUCAUUUCAUCAUCACGGAUCGACGAGGACGCACAGUCCAUGAGGAUGAGCGAUAUUAUAGCGAUGAAAUGUUGGCUCUGUCAAUUGCUUUGGAGUUAGUUAAAUCGACGCAGUUCCAGGUCUCAGAGGGACCGUAUCGCAUACAGCUCGGGAGUUACAACUUUGUGUCGCCGCUCCCCAAGCAAAUGAAGAUUGAGAAACAGAGGCUGGAGUUUGAACAUAUCCUCGAUGGUUACUAUGUCGCGGCACUGCGCGAUGGUAUAGAGAUAAGAAUUAAAGAAACUAACUGUCCAUGUCCCGGAUGUGAAAUCAGCCAUCCCUCGCAGCGACAACACACGUGUCUAUAUCCUAAGAGCUACAGCUCCGAGGUCACGUGGUACUUCGAUGAGGUCAUGAAAACUCUGACACACGAGGAUCUUUUUCGAAAAGCAAAGCAACAUAUGGUUGAAUAUGGAAUCGUUCAUGCCGGCUAUGAUCCGUCACCUUUCCACGAGGACGAAACGUGGGUUCGUCAAAAUUAUUUAACUGACGAGAGACAAAAGAAAUGGACUGUCACUUUACAAAUAAUAAUGGACUGAUAUCACAUUAUCCUCAAAGCAAAGAUAAUUGAUCAAUGUAUUAUCACGGAAGAAAUUGGAUAGGGUCAGUGGCUAUAUUUAUCAUAUCAUUCACAUAAUUAUGGUAACCUUGAUAGACAUGAAUGAUUAGAUUUCUAUG
Haliotis rufescens (red abalone) is the source of this 903-nucleotide messenger RNA. RefSeq lists its product as uncharacterized. The coding region runs from base 108 to 764 and encodes 218 amino acids. The record is from RefSeq and is a predicted model, not a curated record. The transcript has 2 exons. Lineage: Eukaryota; Metazoa; Mollusca; Gastropoda; Lepetellida; Haliotidae.